AAUGGCGGAAAAGCGGCAAUCGUCGUCGUAGGUAGUGAAUCUCUUUGAGAUGCAAAAAUGUCGAAAAUGGAUCGCCAAUUGAAUUCUACAAAGGAUAAACAGACUAUAUACGAGAUAUAUAGAGCAUGUCGUUUGUGUGGAGCCGGUGCCGGCUAUAAAAUGCCUAUAAUACAAAAUGUAAUUGAUUUAGGUGACAGCGAAGUUGAGCUUCGACAAAAAGUCCGAGAAUGCGUGCAAAUUGAGGUGCACCAAGAUGAUAAGAUGCCCCCACUGAUCUGCGAGCUGUGUGUUGACAAAGUGAAUGACUUCUACGAGUUCCUAGAGAUGUGCCGGCAGACCAACAAACGGACAAGGUUGAGGCUUGGUCUACCUCCGCAGUCCAUGCCCAAAGGAGCUCCGGAUGCCGGUGAAUGUAUCCUGGGUCUGACGGAGCCGGUGUAUGUGAAUGAUGACUCAGAUGAUGGGGAGCCACUGUCCAAGCAAAAGAAGCCGACCAAAGUGAAGGUCAGGAGGGAGCCCGAGUUAAAAGUUAAGUUGGAGCAUACAAUAUUAGACGCGCGCACGACUCGAUUUACGCGCCGUGCGCCCACGCCGCCGCGGACCACGAGGCAGCGACAGAACUCGAAGGAAGACACUGGACCUUUGAACCGAGCCAAGGAUUCAAAAUCAAAAUCUCCGAAAGGGACACCCAAGUCUAUACUGAAGAGAGAAUCUCAGGAGUCGCAAGAAGAUGAUUCGUUACUGACACCCCGUCUGAAGAGGUCCAGGGACCGAGAGCCGGUCAAAUUGGAUACUCCGAUCAAAAAAGUCAAAAUCGCAAUAAAGCCGGCGUCGCCUCCGAAAUCGUCACCGAAAUCAUCUCCAAGGUUGUCGAAACCAGCCAAGCCUGCCAAGUUGCCCCCGAAGCGGCCGGUAUCUCCGCCUCGAUUGUACAAUUGUAUAGUUUGUGGGCAGAGCAAUAAAACUCCGCAGGCGAAUAGUAACCACCAGAGGUCGCAUACAGUGGGAUUUACAAAUCCUAAUUCCAGACAUUUCAGCAGUAACCAAUGUAUUCCGUUCCCCGAGAUGCCGGACGUCAAGUGCGACGUGUGCUGGCACCUGUUCGCCACCAACAAACUGUUCCGGGACCAUCGCUGUCUGGGCGAGGACAAUAGACCGGGCGGCAAAUGUUCGAAGUGUAACAGAAACUACGCGUUACUGAGGAACUUGAAGAAACAUGAACCUACAUGCACGGCGAGGAAGAAAGGUGAACUAAACGUAGAUCCGGAGUUACUGAAGCAGUUGCGACCGGUGCAGGUUCGAAUCUCGCGCUGUGACAGCUUACUCGUUAAUGUUAAAGACGGACAUUACGAUGUCUCCUAUGUUCCUUAUGAUUAUGGCCUCGACAAGAACUGCUACUAUCCAUACCUAACAGGACUGCGCAUCAAACGGGAACGGUACCUAGACCAUAUGGUAGAUAUACGAGAUGAUAUCAAAAACGAAUUCUACGCCGCUGAAGACUAUGUACACUGGGACUCUGAGAGUGAGAGCGAAGCAGAAUCCUGCUCUCUCAUUGUUCCUUCUCCGAAAGAGAAGAAAAUCGAUUCUCUAGCGAAUCUGUCUCUAAAGACACUGUUCUCCAGAAGAUGUUUAGGUAAAGUUCCAAAGAAGAGAAGAAAGGUUAAGCCAGAGAAGAACUUAUUUGAUUCUUUAUUAGCAGAAGAAGAUGAUGUUUCAAAAGAUAUCAAUAAUAUAAUUAAUAAUCUACAAGAUGAUGAUAACGAUAACGGAGAUAAUGAAUUUAACGAUAGUGUUAAAAGUAACGGUGAAGUGGUUAAUAGUAACGAUGGUGUUGAUAAUAACGAUAGUUUAGCUGUAAGUAAUGAGGAAAGUGAAUUUAGUGGCGAGUGCAAUGUUACAAGUUCAAAUUUGUCUAGUGUUAAUAGUAUAGAUAAUGUUAAUAACAGUACUAUUAAUGAUAUAAGUGUUAACGAUAACGGAGUCAAAGAUAACGAAUCGAAUACAAUUAGUGAUUUAGGUGAUAGUAAAAAUAAUGGAGUUUCGAAUGAUAAUAGUUCUUUAUCCAAUGAAGAUAGGGUUGAAGAUUGUGGGUCUAAAAAUGAUUUUGAGAAAGAUGGAGAUUCUAAUUCAAUUAAAGUCUUCAAUGAAAAUAGUCAGGAUUCUAGUUCUAUUGGCACAGCCAGUGAAAGUUUAUUGAACGAUUAUACACAAAAUGAUAUAUUAAGUGAGAAUGAAAAAGAAAACUAUAAAAAUAACGUCGAUAAUUCUCAAAAUAACGAUGAAAAUCAAUCACAAACCGAUAAUUCCAGUCUAGAUUCGAAAUUAACGGAGAAUGAAUCGAAUUUAACACAAGACAAAGAUGAAAACGAAAUCAGGGAUGAUGUUAACGAAAAUCGUUGUAUUGGAAAUAACGAUUCGACUAACACCGUUAGUGUUAUAGUCAGUAACGAUAAAGUCAAGCAUUCUGACGCUGACGAAGAUGAUAAGCUAAUGGCAGCUUUAGACGCUGAAAUUGGCGAAAAUAACGAGGUUUCCCGUGAUAAUAAUGGUAGUUUUAACGAUUUAAUGCAAGCUAAGGUUGAUACAGAUUUGAUUUCUGAAGAAUACAAUUUUGAUGCUUAAUAAAUCAUUUAAAUUGAUGGCUGGAAUCCAAAUACUGAAACGUCACUCAAUUAUAAGUCGCCCUUAACCUCUCGCGCGCCUCUCGUACACACAGGUAAAUAUUUUAAUAGAA
Molecule: messenger RNA, 2734 nt
Organism: Spodoptera litura
Lineage: Eukaryota; Metazoa; Arthropoda; Insecta; Lepidoptera; Noctuidae
Source: RefSeq, a predicted model, not a curated record